Molecule: messenger RNA, 695 nt
Organism: Passer domesticus (house sparrow)
Lineage: Eukaryota; Metazoa; Chordata; Aves; Passeriformes; Passeridae
Gene: LRRC20
Product: leucine rich repeat containing 20
Exons: 3
Coding region: 1-402 (133 amino acids)
Source: RefSeq, a predicted model, not a curated record
AUGCACAGGAGGAUGGGCGAGGCGGUGGCGCGGGUGGCCAGGAAGGUGAACGAGACGGUGGAGAACAAAAGGGAUUCCCUGGAGCUCAACCUGGCGGGCAAUUACCUGCACCGCCUGCCCGAGGAAAUCACGUCCCUGCUGCACCUCCGGGCCAUCGACCUCUCCCGCAACAGGUUCCGGCGCUUCCCGGAGCCCCUGGCCACCGCCCCCGCCCUGGAGACCAUCGACCUGGAGGAGAACGAGAUCGCAGAGGUGCCGACGGAUAAAUUGGCCUCCAUGGCGCUGCUGCGGAGCCUCAACCUGCGGGCCAACCCCGUGGGCCCCGAGGUGCGCCUGCUGGUGCGGCCCCUGGUUCCCUUCGAGCUGCUGCUGUCUCCAGAGGAGCCCGUCCCCAAAUCCUGACAGCACCCCGGGGUGCCCGAGCUGUGGGGUUUGGCUUAGCUCAGUCCCUGCUACGCCCCCGUUUCUGCCCCAAGCCUGAGUGAGCGCCUCGCUUUUCCUCAAUUAAAAGCAAGCAGCGGGGAGGGACGGCUCUGCCACAUCCCCAGCCAGGCAACCUCCUGCUUGUGCGUUUUGGGGGUGCAACACGUGUGGUGGGAGGUUUGGGGGGACCUGGGUGUGCAGCCUCCCACGCGGGCACUGCAGCAGCAGGGAUGGUGGAGGACAUGCCUGCAGCUGCAAGGGCUCUCCCUGGA